Anoplopoma fimbria (sablefish) is the source of this 4827-nucleotide messenger RNA. RefSeq names its product protocadherin Fat 1-like. Gene Ontology annotation, cellular component: plasma membrane. The record is from RefSeq and is a predicted model, not a curated record. NCBI's taxonomy places the organism in Eukaryota, Metazoa, Chordata, Actinopteri, Perciformes, Anoplopomatidae. Gene Ontology annotation, molecular function: calcium ion binding. Gene Ontology annotation, biological process: homophilic cell-cell adhesion.
AUGGGAGACAAAGGAUAUCCAGCGCAAGGCCCGAUCUUCUGCUUAGCUUUGUUCAUUGUAACGCUGCACCUCGUUCAUGGAGACCUGAGUUAUACUAUCCCAGAAGAGAUGAAACGCGAGGCUGUUAUUGGAAAUGUAGCCAAAGAUCUCGGUCUCGAUCUGAGGACCUUAUCUUCCCGAAAGGCCCGCGUUGAUUUUGAGGGGACUCGUAAACGGUACUGUGAUAUUAAUCUGAGUACCGGAGAUUUGAUCACAUCGGAGAGAAUUGACAGAGAAAGCCUUUGUGGAAAGAAACCCUCGUGUGUCGUGAAAGUAGAUCUGGUGUUAGAAAAUCCUCUCGAGCUUCAUCGUGUAAGUCUCCAUAUUCAAGAUGUUAACGACAACUCGCCAAAAUUCAAAAAGCAAUUAAUUGAAAUGGAAAUAAGAGAGUCGGCUGACAAAGGUAACCGCUUCUCUAUCGAGGAGGCUCAUGACGCAGAUAUAGGUCAAAAUGCUGUUCAAAGGUACAACCUGCAGAAGAACGAUAACUUUAUUCUCGCUGUUGACAGCAACAAGGUUGAACUCGUGCUGGAGAAUACACUUGAUAGAGAGAAACAGAAAGACAUUAAUUUGCUUCUCACAGCUUUAGAUGGAGGCUCUCCUCAGAGAUCAGGUACUGUAGUCAUACACGUCACUGUACUGGAUGCUAAUGAUAACGCCCCAGUGUUUAGCCAGGCCGUUUAUAAAGCCAGUCUGCCUGAAAACUCUCCUCCAGAUACCAUAGUGAUUAAUGUUAGUGCUACUGACGCAGAUGAAGGAGUGAAUGGAGAUGUGACGUAUGAUUUAAGUCAUGUGUCUGAAGAUGAUAUAAAUGCAUUUUCUAUCGAUCCAAAAACUGGAGAAAUUAAAGUAACUGGUGUGAUUGACUUUGAAGAAAGGAGUUCUUUUGAAAUGAGAGAAUCUAAAGAUGGUUUAGGACUAACCUCUUAUGCCAAAGUUAUAAUAGAUGUUACUGAUAUUAAUGAUAAUGUUCCAGUGAUAUAUCUGCAAUCACUCACCAAUCCCAUACCUGAGAACGUGUCACCUGGUACAGAGGUGGGCAUCAUCAACGUGCAGGACAGAGACUCUGAGACUAACAGACAGGUCCGCUGCUCCAUUCAGCAAAACGUCCCCUUUAAGUUGGUUCCUUCUAUUAAAAACUAUUAUUCUCUGGUGACCACAGGACAACUGGACCGUGAACUAGUGUCUGAUUACAACAUUACAAUCACUGCCACUGACGAGGGCUCUCCACCUCUGUCCUCCUCUAAAACUGUUCAGUUAUCUGUAGCAGACAUCAACGACAACCCACCUGUGUUUGAGGAACAGUCCUACAGCGCUUAUGUGACUGAAAAUAACAAACCUGGCUCCACUUUAUGUUCCGUUACUGCUCGAGACCCCGACUGGAGACAAAACGGUACAGUGAUUUAUUCUCUGUUAGCUGGUGAGGUGAACGGUGCCCCGGUGUCCUCCUACCUAUCUGUUAACGGAGACACGGGGGUGAUCCACGCUGUGAGGUCGUUUGAUUAUGAACAGUUCAGGAGUUUUAAAGUCCACGUGAUGGCCAGAGACAACGGUUCUCCUCCGCUCAGCAGCAACGUGACCGUCAGUGUCUUCGUAUCGGACGUGAAUGACAACUCUCCUCAGAUACUGUACCCCGCCCCGGAGGGCAACUCCUUCAUGACCGAGCUGGUCCCCAAAGCUGCACACGGAGGCUCUCUGGUGUCCAAAGUGAUAGCGGUGGACGCGGACUCCGGACAGAACGCCUGGCUGUCCUAUCAUAUAGUCAAAUCCACUGAUCCGGGACUUUUCACUAUUGGUCUCCACAGCGGAGAGAUCAGGACACAGCGGGACAUUUCUGAAUCUGACAGCAUGAAACAGAACCUCAUUGUGUCAGUGAAAGAUAACGGACAGCCCUCUCUCUCUGCCACCUGUUCCAUGUAUUUACUUAUUUCUGAUAACUUGGCUGAGGUGCCAGAACUGAAGGAUAUUUCUUACGACGAGAAGAACUCCAAACUGACCUCUUAUCUGAUCAUCGCGCUGGUGUCUGUGUCCACCUUCUUCCUGACCUUCAUCAUCAUCAUCCUCGGUGUGAGGUUUUGUCACAGGAGAAAGCCCAGACUGUUGUUUGAUGGAGCAGUUGCCAUCCCCAGCGCUUACCUCCCUCCUAAUUACGCAGAUGUUGACGGCACAGGAACUUUACGCAGCACUUACAACUAUGACGCCUACCUGACAACAGGCUCUAGAACCAGUGACUUUAAGUUCGUGUCCUCUUACAAUGACAACACACUGCCUGCUGACCAGACUCUGAGGAAAAGUCCAUCAGACUUUGCUGAUGCGUUUCGCGAUUGUGAUGAUUCCCCUGAGGUAGGAACACAUUCUAUAUUUAAUAUUAAGCAACUGGCAAUGGGAUACAGAACAUUUGCGCUGCUUUCCGGCCUUGCUUUUAUAUUUCUUGUCCUCCACCCUGUCUAUGGAGACGUGAGCUACUCUAUGCCGGAGGAGAUGAAACGUGGAUCUGUUAUUGGAAAUAUCGCAAAGGAUCUGGGACUUGAUUUGGGCAGACUGUCCGCUCGCAAGGCCCGUAUCGAUACGGAAGAUAACAGUGUUAAGUACUGCGGUAUAAAUCUCAACACCGGAGACUUGAUUGUACAAGAAAGGAUUGACAGAGAGGGGCUUUGUGCGAAAAAGGCAUCAUGUGUUCUGAAACAGGAAAUCGUUUUGGAAAACCCUUUAGAACUGCAUCGUAUUAGUAUCCGUGUUCAAGAUAUCAACGACAAUUCACCUCAAUUUAAAGAGGAGUCACUUAAAUUUGAAAUACGCGAAUCGGCGGACAAAGGUGCGCGGUUUCUUCUUGGAGAAGCACAUGACGGAGACAUUGGAGAAAAUUCUGUUCAGAGCUACUCACUUCAGCAGAAUGACCAUUUCAAAUUAAAUGUUAACACGAAAUCUGGCGGAAGGAAAUAUGGUGAAUUGGUCUUAGACAAAGAAUUGGACAGAGAGGACAACAAAGAGAUUAUGUUAUUGCUUACCGCAUUCGAUGGAGGCUCUCCUCAGAGAUCAGGUACUGUAGUCAUACACGUCACUGUACUGGAUGCUAAUGAUAACGCCCCAGUGUUUAGCCAGGCCGUUUAUGAAGCCAGUCUGUCUGAAAACUCUCCUCUGGAUACAUUGGUGAUCACAGUGAGUGCUACUGAUGCAGACGAAGGGUUAAAUAGCGAAAUUACAUACGGAUUUGACCAUGUUUCAGAUAAAAAUAGCAACGUGUUUUCUUUACACUCUAAUUCGGGAGAGGUGAGAGUAGCUGAAAUAAUUGAUUACGAGAAAGUGACAUCCUAUGAAAUGCAGAUCAGCGCAAAAGAUGGUCUGGGAUUAGUUUCCUACGCAACGUUGAUCAUUGAGAUAACUGAUGUAAAUGAUAAUGCUCCAGUGAUAUUUCUGAAAUCACUGACCAAUCCCAUACCUGAGAACGUGUCACCUGGUACAGAGGUGGGCAUCAUCAACGUGCAGGACAGAGACUCUGAGACUAACAGACAGGUCCGCUGCUCCAUUCAGCAAAACGUCCCCUUUAAGUUGGUUCCUUCUAUUAAAAACUAUUAUUCUCUGGUGACCACAGGACAACUGGACCGUGAACUAGUGUCUGAUUACAACAUUACCAUCACUGCCACUGACGAGGGCUCUCCACCUCUGUCCUCCUCUAAAACUGUUCAGUUAUCUGUAGCAGACAUCAACGACAACCCACCUGUGUUUGAGGAACAGUCCUACAGCGCUUAUGUGACUGAAAAUAACAAACCUGGCUCCACUUUAUGUUCCGUUACUGCUCGAGACCCCGACUGGAGACAAAACGGUACAGUGAUUUAUUCUCUGUUAGCUGGUGAGGUGAACGGUGCCCCGGUGUCCUCCUACCUAUCUGUUAACGGAGACACGGGGGUGAUCCACGCUGUGAGGUCGUUUGAUUAUGAACAGUUCAGGAGUUUUAAAGUCCACGUGAUGGCCAGAGACAACGGUUCUCCUCCGCUCAGCAGCAACGUGACCGUCAGUGUCUUCGUAUCGGACGUGAAUGACAACUCUCCUCAGAUACUGUACCCCGCCCCGGAGGGCAACUCCUUCAUGACCGAGCUGGUCCCCAAAGCUGCACACGGAGGCUCUCUGGUGUCCAAAGUGAUAGCGGUGGACGCGGACUCCGGACAGAACGCCUGGCUGUCCUAUCAUAUAGUCAAAUCCACUGAUCCGGGACUUUUCACUAUUGGUCUCCACAGCGGAGAGAUCAGGACACAGCGGGACAUUUCUGAAUCUGACAGCAUGAAACAGAACCUCAUUGUGUCAGUGAAAGAUAACGGACAGCCCUCUCUCUCUGCCACCUGUUCCAUGUAUUUACUUAUUUCUGAUAACUUGGCUGAGGUGCCAGAACUGAAGGAUAUUUCUUACGACGAGAAGAACUCCAAACUGACCUCUUAUCUGAUCAUCGCGCUGGUGUCUGUGUCCACCUUUUUCCUGACCUUCAUCAUCAUCAUCCUCGGUGUGAGGUUUUGUCACAGGAGAAAGCCCAGACUGUUGUUUGAUGGAGCAGUUGCCAUCCCCAGCGCUUACCUCCCUCCUAAUUACGCAGAUGUUGACGGCACAGGAACUUUACGCAGCACUUACAACUAUGACGCCUACCUGACAACAGGUUCUAGAACCAGUGACUUUAAGUUCGUGUCCUCUUACAAUGACAACACACUGCCUGCUGACCAGACUCUGAGGAAAAGUCCUUCAGACUUUGUUGACCCGUUCGAUGAUUUAGAGCCGGCUGUAGAGGUAGGAACAUGUUAA